Chara braunii is the source of this 1576-nucleotide messenger RNA. NCBI's taxonomy places the organism in Eukaryota, Viridiplantae, Streptophyta, Charophyceae, Charales, Characeae. The record is from the annotation of a GenBank genome assembly.
GGGGUAGGAAUUGCCCUUUUUGUUCGAAAGGGUAACCACUACUGCCUCAGGAACAUUUGAGCUCUGAGUGAUUCUGAGUUUUCUUCAGAUGUCCAAGCGACUGUAUAACCGGGGGGAAAAAGAAGAAAAAACAAGUGGUGGAUGUAUAACCAACUCGCGGAGCACCCCAAGCAAGUGCUUGCCAAAGAAGAAGAAAAAAGAGAAAAACGAAAAAAUGUAGGACAGAUGCGAGUGUUUACGCUUCAAAUUGAUCUGGAUGCACAGAGCACGUUUGCGUCACUUAGUGCAUCAAGCUACUGGAUUGCGCCGUGGGAUGAUUAUCUGAGAACUCAGUUGACACUGCGAUUACUAUCGAAGGAUAGUGUGAGAGGAUGGUUUGAAGACAGCACGAACGGGCAUGGCGCAUAUUUGAAGAUUCAGGAGGUGAAACGUGUCGCUGCCACUAGUGUCUUAGAAUGGAGACAGAUUUUAAUUCGACUCCGAGAAAUAUACGGUCUCGUGGUGCGAGCUGGAGGAGCGAGUAUCAGUCUCGUUGGGGAUAAUGCAACGAUCAGUAGCGCAUCAGAGUCGGUGAAGAUGUUUGCCGAGAGUCUGCCUCAGCCCGCUGCGCCAGAACAACGCCAGACUUGGACAGAGCUUUGUGCACCAGUUAAUGAAUCUGCUUCGAUGCCGCUUCUGGUUUAUUCUAAUUCAAGAUCACGAAACGUCUAUAAGGGGGGUUGGCAAGCCUCUGGCAGUGUGUAUGUCAUUAAUGAAGUUCAGACGGCUUGGAUCAACACGAUCGUUCGCUCGCAGAGGCAUGCAUACGGUGGCGGGACAGAUUUCUAUGCAUCAACAGGUCUGGUUGCGCAUGUCUCCUGGGCCGAUCCCCGCAUACGAGCAAGCUUGAGGGCGUUUGAUGAGAGUGCCCAAUACUUGACUAAUUUGACAGAGAACAGCGAGAACAUCACUCGAAUUGUGGCCGCCACUCUGGGAAAACGUAUGGAGCCCCUGACCCCGUAUGAGGAAGGGUUUAAAAGGUUUAAGGACUUUCUAUUCAAUGUGACAGCCAGCGACUACCAGGAGCUAUACAAUGAAGUCAAGUCAACGAGUCUGUUGGAUUUUCAGGCCUAUGGUGCCGCCCUCGCCAAAUCGAGCGGGUUUACGGUGAUUGCUGUUCCGCCAUUUAUACGGGAUGACGAAGCAAGCGCGGAGCCUUCUCUCAAUUUCACAAAGCUUGAAACACCAUAUAGGUUCCGCUAUGACGGCCGAUGAUGAGGUCGGGCUUUUUUUAUUUAUUUAUUUUUCUUUUCUUUCUUUUUUUAAGUCUUUUCCUUACAUUUUCGGAAUUAUGUGAAUUGUUUCUAUUGUAUCCCUUUCCUCUUUUCCGAGGAGUCCUUAGCACUUUCUUUUUUUUCUCUUUUUUCCUUUUUUUUUCGGCUUUCCUAAUCAAGUUUUUUAUCUCAAUCUGGCAUUUUCUGGCAACUCUGCAAUAGAUUAUCUUUUGCAUAUCAGCCAGUAAUUAUUUCGAAAUUCAAAAUGACUUUAAUAUUUUUUCUUUUUUUCUCGUCUUUCCUAAUCAAGGUUGUUAUCUCAA